CCGCGACGGAGCUCCCGGACCGGCCAUGGGCUGAGACAGAUCCUCGCUGAGCAGCCUGUGGUGAAAGUGACCCACCCCUACUCCCCAGAACAUGCCGGGGUGACCUCCUCCCAGACCUUCCGGUGGUGGCCUACCUGGCCCUCCCCAGGGACACUAUGCAACCCCAGCGUGAUCUUCGAGGCCUCUGGCUCCUGCUGCUGUCCUUGUUCCUGCUCCUCUUUGAAGUGGCCAGAGCUGGGCGACCUGUGGUGAGCUGUCCUACCGACUGCCUGUGCGCCAGCAACAUUCUCAGCUGCUCCAAGCAGAAGCUGCCCAACGUGCCCCACUCCUUACCCAGCUACACCGCACUGCUGGACCUCAGCCACAACAACCUGAGCCGCCUUCGGGCUGAGUGGACCUCCACGCGCCUCACCCACCUGCAUUCCCUGCUCCUGAGCCACAACCACCUGAAUUUCAUCUCCUCCGAGGCCUUUUCCCCAGUACCCAAUCUGCGCUAUCUGGACCUCUCCUCCAACCAACUGCGCACGCUGGACGAAUUCCUGUUCAGCGAGCUGCAACAACUGGAGGUACUGCUGCUCUACAAUAACCACAUCGUGACGGUGGACCGCUACGCUUUCGACGACAUGGUCCAGCUGCAGAAACUCUACUUGAGCCAGAACCAGAUCUCCCGCUUCCCUCUGGAAUUGGUCAAGGAAGGAAACAAACUACCAAAACUAAUGCUUCUGGAUCUCUCUUCCAACAAGCUGAAGACCUUGCCACUGAGCGACCUGCAGAAGCUGCCAGCGUGGGUCAAGAAUGGGCUGUACCUACACAACAACCCCUUGCAAUGCACCUGCCAGCUUUACCAGCUCUUUUCACACUGGCAGUACCGGCAGCUGAGUUCUGUGAUGGACUUUCAGGAGGAUUUGUACUGCGUGUAUUCCAAGAAGCUGCACAAUAUCUUCAACAUGGAUUUCCUCAAUUGCAGCGAGUACAAGGAGAGUGCCUGGGAGGCCCACCUGGGUGACAGCUUAACCAUCACGUGUGACACCAAGCAGCAGGGGAUGACCAAGGUGUGGGUGACACCAAACAAUGAACGGGUGCUAAAUCAGGGGGCCAAUAGCACAGUGACAGUGUCAGAGGAAGGCAACCUUCAUUUCGAGCAAGUGCAGAUUCAGGAUGGGGGUGUGUAUACCUGCUAUGCCAUGGGGGAGACUUUCAAUGAGACCCUGUCAGUGGAGUUGAAAGUGUACAACGUCACCUCGCAUGGACACCAUGACACCCUCAAUACAGCUUAUACCACACUAGUGGGUUGUAUCCUCAGUGUGGUCCUGGUCCUCAUAUACCUGUACCUCACCCCUUGCCGCUGCUGGUGCCGGGGUGUAGAGAAGCCUUCUAGCCAUCAAGGAGAUAGUCUCAGCUCUUCCAUGCUUAGUACCACACCCAACCACGAUCCUAUGGCUGGCGGGGACAAAGAUGAUGGUUUUGACCGGAGGGUGGCCUUCCUGGAACCUGCUGGACCUGGGCAGGGUCAAAACGGCAAGCUCAAGCCAGGCAACACUCUGCCGGUGCCCGAAGCAACCGGAAAGGGUCAACGGAGGAUGUCAGAUCCAGAAUCGGUCAGCUCAGUCUUCUCUGAUACGCCCAUUGUGGUGUGAGCAGGAUAGGUUGGUUGGGGAGAUUUUUGCCCCAGGAGAGGUAAUGCACCCCUGAAGGCUAUGAGGGGAUGGAAGAGAGGGCUGGCUGCCCAAGGGAGUGGGUUCCUCCUGACCUCCAGGGAAUUGGUCACGGGCACAGACAGUAGGCAGGAUCCCAAUAAGGGUGUGGCUGCCUAGAGUUACAAAUAUGGGCAUAUUAAUCCUCAGGCAAAUGCUACACCCCUGUCCAAAGCCUUGGCAAUUCUCAGUGUGGUAGAGGAAGAAAGAGGAACGUGUCUGGGCUGGCUGGAAAAUGAGAAAGGGGUGAGGGGAAGAACAGAUUCCCUAAACUCUUUUGAGGUCAUCUCUAGCUCCUUAAGAGAAAACCAUUUGAAAAAACAUUUUUUUUUCUGUCUCCACCCACACCUGGGAAGUUGUGUGUGUUGGGGGAGCCUUCCCAGGAGCCAUGUUGGGGAAGCUGCUGGUUAAGGUAUUGAAAAAAAAAAAACAAAAAACUUGGAAAUUGAGUCAGGAAAAGGCAAUACCUGGAUCAGUAACACUCCAGAAGGCUGCAGUGAGACUUCCCAUUAAAGCUGCCUUCUUUCCCCAUGAGCCCUGGAUGGAUGGAUCUUUGCAGGAGUCUGGCCUCUUGCCUGUUAGGAAAGGUAACAGUGUGGGUCACAGAAUCUGUGUCUUGUUCCAGGACAAGUGACACAGAUAGGUAUGGCAGGAACGAAAGGGUCCUUACAACAUAGGUGCCAGCACAACACUUGCAGAUGGAGUUAAAUUCCAAAUAGGGGAAUUCCUUCAGCUAGGAAAGCCCUAGAUAACAUUUGAUUCCCAGCCUUUGUGUGUCAGUCCAGAAUGGGGUCUGCUGAAGGCAGAGCUUGUGUGGAAGGCUGCCACAGGUAUGGUAAGUGGGCCACUCCACCAGAAGGGGAAGGGUACAGCGGCCUCUGUGAUGUAGCAGCCAGCUACACCUACCUGGUUUUCCAUGUAAGCCAUCUCUUCAUUCUGUCUUCUUAGCAAGCUCAGGUGGGGUCCUGAGUUUUCCCUAUUAUGCUGUGCUGCAGAGGGAGGAGUCCAGAGAAGUGUGGUUUUUGACCAGGCUGGGAGAUGGAAGGGGCCCAGUAUGUGUCUCCUCUGUGUUGCCAAGGUUGAUUUGCUUCCCUUAGAGAUUUCAUUGCUGCCACAAAACCAAAAGCAUGGGAUUUUUGUUAUUGGAGGGGCUGAAACUGGGUGAUUUCUGUCCCAGAAUGGCUUUUUCGAGUGGGGCUUGAGUUUACUUCUCCCGAGCUACAGGAUAUCCUGUAGCAGAGAUGAUCUGUGGCACUGAACUUUCAGAAGCAAAGUUCUGCCAUGCCAUUGCUCUCAGCUAGAAGUCUGUGUGAUUGUGGCUGAUAGGCCAGGGCAACAUAAAAAGCAUAAGUCCAACAGUCUUAGGUUCCAUCCAAGGUUGCUUAAUACUGUAGGUAUGAAGCUGGCCUCCCCUUGACUUCUCCCUUUGACUGUACUAUAGGCCCAGGAAGUGGCUGUACAUAGUUUCAGCAGGGAGGUGAUCAUGGAAAAGGUGAAAAUGUUCUCUGAUGUUGGUCUUUUUCAGUGUCUUUUCUCUCCCAUGUUUCCUGUCCAUUGGAAGUUCUCCAGGUCCUCUCAUUUUCUGACCUGCUUCUUAGGUUCCAAGGGGUGUUAUUUGCCUGUGGGUGAGGGCUGUUUGCUAGGAGGGCCUGAUGCUUAGGCCGCCUAUUAAGACUAGGAAGUAAACAUCUUCUCCUUGUCUGUUCCUGGGAUCUCAAGGUUGCUGUUCAUUCUUUCUUAGUAACCUAGUUUUGUCUAGAGCAAGGUGCAGCAAAAUCCCCUCAAGUAGUUGCAUGCUCAUAGGUAUGCAUGCUCAUAGGUAUGCAUGCACACCAGCACCUUGACCUCCACCAGGACAGUCAAUCUGUACUGCCCACUAAUGCCAGUACUCUCAGAAUGGUCUCCAUCUAUGUGCACUCCAUGCACAACUUUCUUGUGCCGUAGGAGAGACAGUGAUCAUGCCAGGCUCCUCAAAUACACAGUCAUUUGUACUUUAAUUUCUGAACACCUUGAAUCUUCACCCAUAUUUCCAGGGCUCUGAAUCACUGGAGACGAGGGGCACCAUGGGUUGGAGACCUUGGGAGAAUGGUGGUGAGGCACCAACUGGUUCUUUAGAACCCUUGGAGACCUCUCUUAAAAGACUAUACAUAUAAGACAUUGAACAAGAGCAAUGAGACACCACAAAGGAAACUGGUAGAAGACCAAGCAGCUGUGAGUUGUCUUUCCUAUGUUAACUGUCCUACUACAGACAGAUAGGACAGGAAAGUUACCUGGUUGUUUUUCAGAGACAUUUGAGGAUUAUUGUCAGUAGAGCUAUAGGAACAGGAUUCUCACCUCAGAUUUAUCAGGAAACAUGGGGAAAUCGCUCUUCAUGUUGCAGUUUCCUUAUCUAGGUCUCUGAAUCCUUUUAAAGUGGACGUCAAAUGAAGAAGGCCUUCUGGAACAUUCUAGCUGAGCUCCUGAGGAUCAGAAGCAGCUCUAACUCUCCCUGACUUCAUCCACUAAUUUGGUUCCUAGUUUGAGACACCUUGAAGAUGUGCCUGGCUGCCCCACCAAGAGAACUCCCUGGCCUCUUGAGCUUUCAGUUGGUAGAACCCACAGGCAGCUUUCUACCUGGGGGACUGAAUACUCAACAUACCUGAGCUCCUUAGAACCCUGGGUAGGAAACUGCCAUGUGUGGUUUUAAGAGUGAGAGAUCUCCUCCUCCUCUCCUCCUUACCUUACACCCAUAAACCAGACAUGUCUCCCAGAAAGCAGGUGUCCCUGGAGACAGAAUAUGACAGGGCUCUACAAUAUGUCUAUGUAAUUAUUCGUGAUCUUUUUCUUUGCCUGUAUUUAUGGGGGCCGCAAAGAGAGGGUGCACCCCAGCUGGGGAGCACAAAGCCAGUUGACUUGUUUUGUGUGUGUUAUCUCUGUGCUUCCUUUUCCUGUGUCCAGGACCCUGUUCCUCUCCAUUGUGUAUUUCCAGGCUGGCAAACCUCAGAGCCUCUAGGCUCUGGAAACUAGACAAUAACCAUUAAACCUGGCUUGAG
Molecule: messenger RNA, 4726 nt
Organism: Dipodomys ordii (Ord's kangaroo rat)
Lineage: Eukaryota; Metazoa; Chordata; Mammalia; Rodentia; Heteromyidae
Gene: Amigo1
Product: adhesion molecule with Ig-like domain 1
Exons: 2
Coding region: 156-1637 (493 amino acids)
Biological process (GO): brain development
Molecular function (GO): protein binding
Source: RefSeq, a predicted model, not a curated record